AUGGUUAUUGCCAAUCAUAUAGUGGAUAAAAUAGCUGUCUAUUUAGGAUAUGGUGAUGGAACUUUUAGAGAUCCAACCAUGUACUCAACAGGUUCCUACUCUAGCCCUUACAUGGUCACAGUUGGUGAUUUCAACAAUGACAACCAAUUGGAUAUAGCAGUAGCGAAUUUUCGCACCAACAAUGUCGGUAUCUUCUAUGGAGUUGGAAAUGGAUCUUUCUGCAGUCAAAUAGAGAUUUCAACAGGCUCAUCUCAUCCAAUAGCAAUUAUUGCCAUUGAUCUCAACAAUGACUCACUAGUUGAUAUUGUCACCGCCUAUUACGGAACUAACAGUAUUAGUAUACUUUAUGGAUAUGGCAGUCGAAAUUUUUCGUUUCCGAUUACAUAUACGACAGGUUACGAUUCUCUUCCAUCCUCAUUAGCUGCUGGAGAUUUCAAUAACGACAAAUACUUAGAUCUUGCCAUUGCAAAUUAUGGUACGAAUAAUGUUUUUAUUCUUUUUGGAAAUAUCAACGGAACUUUUGAAAAAAACGUUACGUUUUCAACGGGUCUUUAUUCUCAUCCAUACUCCAUUGCGGUGGGCGAUUUCAAUACUGACAACUUUCUCGAUAUAGCUGUCGCAAAUUCGGGAACUCAUCAAAUAGGUGUACUUAUAAAUAAUGGCAAUGAAACUUUCGCUAAUCUGGUCACUUAUAGUAUUGGUUCUGUUUCUCCAUAUGCAAUUAAUGUUGUAGACUUCAACCAAGAUAAUCAAUUAGAUAUUGUCAUCACUAAUAACGGUAUUGAAAAUAUAGGUAUACUUCUUGGACUGCGAAACGGUAUUUUUGAAAAUCCAAUCAUGCAUUCAACUGGAUCUUAUUCUUCUAUAUCAGUCGCAAUAGGUGACCUGAACAAGGACAAUCGAUUAGAUAUAAUCGUCGUAAACAAUGAUACUGAUAGUAUUGAUAUUCUUCUUGGUCAAUAUGAGGGCUUUUUAUAUCAAAUAAGGUAUUCAGUUGACUCUGGUCCACGGUCUGUAGCUAUUGGUGAUUUUAACAAUGACAUUCAACUAGAUAUUGUUACUGCUAGUCUCGACAGCAAUAGUGUCAGUGUCCUUCUUGGAUACGGGAAUGGCUCUUUUGCAAGAGCAACAAGCUAUUCAAUUGAUUCUUCUUCAUGGUCUGUAGCUGUUGGUGAUUUCAACAAUGACAAUCAACUAGAUAUUGUUGUUGCCAAUCAAAACAGUGACGACGUCAGUAUCCUUCUUGGAUAUGGGAAUGGCUCUUUUGCAACUGCAAUCAAUAUUUCAGUUGGUAAGGGCCAAGAAUAUGUAGCUGUUGCAGAUUUCAACAAUGAUACGCGACCAGAUAUCGUUGUCACCCAUUGGUAUAGUAGUCGUGUGAGUGUCCUUCUUGGCUAUGGAAAUGGUUCUUUUGCAACUGCAGCAAAUUAUACAGUUGGUUCUUCUCCAAAAUCUGUAGCUGUUGGUGAUUUCAACAAUGACAAUCAACUAGAUAUUGUUGUUGCCAAUCAAUACAGUGACGACGUCAGUCUCCUUCUUGGAUAUGGGAAUGGCUCUUUUGCAACUGCAACCAAUGUUUUAGCUGGUAAUGGCCAAGAAUAUGUAGCUGUUGCAGAUUUCAAUAAUGAUACUCGACUAGAUAUCGUUGUCACCCAUUAUGGUGGGUAUGAUGUAAGUGUUCUUCUUGGAUAUGGGAAUGGUUCUUUCGCAAAAGAAACACGCUAUUUAGCUGGCGCUAAUACAGGAUCUAUAGCUGUUGAUGAUGUUAACAAUGACAAUCGGCUAGAUCUCGUUGUUAGUAGGUGGUCUGAAAAUGAUGUAAUUGUCCUCCUUGGAUAUGGUAAUGGUUCUUUUGGGACUGCAACAAAUUAUUCAGCUGGUUCUUAUCCAUAUUCUGUAGCUAUUGGUGAUUUCAACAAUGACAGUUGGCUAGAUAUCGUUGUCGCCAAUUCUGGCAGCAAUGAUUUGAGCGUCUUGCUGCAAUAUCACAGAGGAGCAGUUCUGAAUGAAAUAACCUAUGCAUCUGGUGGUGGAUCUAACAUACAGUACAUAGUCAGCGGUGAUUUGAAUGAAGACAACAAUAUGGAUAUCGUCUUGGCCAAUUACGGUACUAAUAAUGUUAACCUUCUUUUUGGACACGGCAAUGGUAGUUUCGAAAGUCCAAUAAUGCUUAGCACUGGUUCAAACUCUCGUCCGACUGCAGUUACUAUCGGUGACUUCAAUGGCGACAGUGUGGCAGACAUCGCUGUUGCAAAUAAUGGUGUAAAACAAGUAGGUAUUAUCCUGGGAAACGGGAAUGGAACAUUUGCCAAUCAGACAAGUGAAGGAAUUAGUUUUGAUUCACGUCCGUUGGCUGUGGCUUCUGGUGAUUUUAAUAAUGAUAAACGAUCAGAAAUCGCGAUUGUUUACGCUGACAGUGAUAAUGUGGAUAUUUAUUUUGCAUACAAUCGUGGAGUUUUUGCGAAAAAAGCCGAUUACUUAGGUGGCUAUCGUCCAUCAUCAGUAGCCAUUGGUGAUUUCAACAACGAUAAUAGAUUAGAUAUUGUUGUUGCUAAUUCGGGUAGUGACGAUGUGAGUGUUUUUCUUGGGUAUGGUGAUGGUUCUUUUGCAGAAGAAACAAGAUAUUUGACUGGCGAUGGUCCAAUGUCUGUAGCUCUUGGGGAUUUUAAUAAUGACAAUCGAUUAGAUCUCGUUGUUGCCAAUUGGAAUAAUGAUGAUGUGACCGUUCUUCUUGGAUAUGGAAACGGUUCUUUUGCAAACAGAACAAAUUAUAUAGUUGGUUCUUCUCCAGCAUCUGUAGCUGUUGGUGAUUUCAACAACGACACUCGACCAGAUAUCGUUAUUGCCAAUUAUGACAGCUACGAUGUAAGUGUCCUUCUUGGAUAUGGGAAUGGAUCUUUUGGAAAUACGACGUAUUAUUCAACUGGUUAUGGUUCAGGAUAUGUAGCUAUUGGUGAUUUCAAUAAUGAUAGCCGACUAGAUAUCGUCACUGCCAAUACAGAUGGCGAAGAUGUGAGUGUCCUUCUGGGAUAUGGGGAUGGCUCUUUUACAACUUCAACGAACUAUGCAGCUGGUUCCUUUCCAACUUCUGUAGCAGUUGGUGAUUUUAACAGCGAUAAUCGAUUAGAUAUAGUUGUCGCCAGUGGAAAUAAUGUGAGCGUCUUUCUUGGAUAUGGAAAUGGUUCUUUUGCAGAAGAAACAAAGUUUUCAGCUGGCAGUGGACCAUGGUCUGUAGAUGUUGGUGAUUUCAAUAAUGACAGUCGGCUCGAUAUAGUUGUCACCAACCUUGAAAGCAAUGAUGUGAGUGUCCUUCUGGGACAUGGGGAUGGCUCUUUUGCCACAGCAACAAGUUAUUCAACAGGCUCUAGUUCAGAAUUUGUAGCUGUUGGCGAUUUCAACAACGAUACUCGACUAGAUAUCGUUGUCGUCCGGUCAGAUACCAAUGAUAUGAGUGUGAUACUAGGGGAUGAGUAUAUAGUUUUUGUAAAGCAAAUAACACUCAUAAAUGAAAAUGGUUCCCGACCAGAGUCAUUAGUGAUUAGCGAUUUUAACAAUGAUAAUCUAAUGGAUAUCGGUAUAGCCAAUACACACACCCACAAUAUUGGUAUUUUUCUUGGAUAUGGCAAUAUCUCGUUUACCAAUCAAGUUUGA
Messenger RNA from Rotaria sp. Silwood2, 3651 nucleotides. The record is from the annotation of a GenBank genome assembly. NCBI's taxonomy places the organism in Eukaryota, Metazoa, Rotifera, Eurotatoria, Philodinida, Philodinidae.